AUGGUGGCCUUUCUGAAAUCCUUGGAUAGUAAAGCAUGGAGAGCUGCAAACAAAGGAUGGGAACAUCCUGUCACUAUUGAUAAGGAUGGCAAGUCAUCCCUCACACCUGAAGAAAAUUGGAGCAAAGAUGAGGAGGAACUGGCUCUUGGCAACUCUAAAGCUUUGAAUGCUCUAUUCAAUGGAAUUGAUAGGAAUAUAUUCAUACUAGUACACCAUUGUGAACUAGCCAAAGAUGUUUGGGAUACCCUCAGAACUACUCAUGAAGGCACUUCCAAAGUUAAAAUGUCAAGACUUCAGUUGCUAACUACAAAGUUUGAGAAUCUAAGGAUGAAAGAUGAUGAAAAUUCUAGCGAAGAUGAGUUAACCUUUGAGGAAUUAGCAGCAUCCUACAGAAAGCUAUGUAUCAGAAGUGCUGAAAUGUCAAAAUCUGUCAAAAUGUUAAAUAGUGGUUCUGAUAUGUUGGAAGAGAUUCUACAGAUUGGAAAGAGUUCAGGAGAUAUGUCUGGUAUAGGAUUUGUUGGUGCUAUGAAACAUCCUCAAGCUAGCAGUAAUACUAAACCAGAAUCCAAGAUGGUGUACCCGAUGUCACAACAUGUGACUCAACAUCAUGACAAAAGUAGAAUGAAGAAGAAAUUUCAAAGAUGGAGAUGCCAUUACUGUGGUAGAUUUGGACAUAUUAAGCCCUUCUGCUUCAGAUUAUAUGGUUACCCAGACCAAGCUCCAUACUACAGACCCAAGCAGAUCAUGCCCAUCAAGAAGCAACAGUGGACACCUAAAAAUAUGGCCUUAAUAGCUCAUACAUCUCUUAGAGUGUCAGCUAAAGAAGAUUGGUAUUUUGACAGUGGAUGCUCCAGACACAUGACUGGAAUCAAGAAUCUUUUAGUAGAUAUCAAAAACCAUUCUACUAGCUAUGUAACCUUUGGUGAUGGAGCUAAAGGAUAA
This is a messenger RNA of Vicia villosa (hairy vetch), 942 nucleotides long. RefSeq lists its product as uncharacterized. The coding region runs from base 1 to 942 and encodes 313 amino acids. Lineage: Eukaryota; Viridiplantae; Streptophyta; Magnoliopsida; Fabales; Fabaceae. The transcript has 3 exons. The record is from RefSeq and is a predicted model, not a curated record.